AUGCAUUACACCGCGGCUGCCCUCUCGGGGCUGCAGAGGCCCCAACGCACCAAACGUAUAGUCGAAAUACCAGUUGCGCCGCCCCGUGCUGUCGGUGAUAUGCCAUAG
This is a messenger RNA of Parastagonospora nodorum SN15, 108 nucleotides long. RefSeq lists its product as hypothetical. Bases 1 to 108 code for a protein of 35 amino acids. Lineage: Eukaryota; Fungi; Ascomycota; Dothideomycetes; Pleosporales; Phaeosphaeriaceae. The record is from RefSeq and is a predicted model, not a curated record. The transcript is spliced from 2 exons.